Aspergillus campestris IBT 28561 is the source of this 1971-nucleotide messenger RNA. RefSeq names its product galactose oxidase. NCBI's taxonomy places the organism in Eukaryota, Fungi, Ascomycota, Eurotiomycetes, Eurotiales, Aspergillaceae. The record is from RefSeq and is a predicted model, not a curated record. The coding region runs from base 1 to 1971 and encodes 656 amino acids. The transcript has a single exon.
AUGCACAAAGAAGAGCAGUACCAAGAAGGCACGACCGCUGGCGUCGAUCUAGUUGGCGGGGUCGAGGUUGCCAAUCUCGACCAACCUGGACCCCCGGGACAUGUCAUCAGUUCCCAUGACGUCCAGGAAAUCACUUGUUUCGAGGGAUUUCGAGGCCAGGAUUGUACCGCUAUCCUGGAUGGGAGUGUGAGGACCGAUUGGUCGACCUCCCGCUCUGGGACCUCGAGGAUCAUUGUCAAAUUUGGUGGUCCACGGACCCUGACUGGGUUCGUCGUGGUUCCUUCCCCCGAUAAGCCGAAUAACUUGGUGACACGGCACUCGGUGUUUGUGGGCCCGAGCGACAGAGGACCCUGGAAGGAGGUGGCGUAUGGGACAUGGUGGCCGGAUGCCAGCGAAAAGCAGUCCGUUUUUCAACCCGAACGCACGAGGUACUUGCGGAUUGAACUCAACGACGGCCCGAUCGCAAUCGCCGAGCUCAAGCUCUUCGAGGGGAACGAAAUUCCCCCCAACCCCAAAAAGGGCGCCUGGGGUCCGACCAUUGAUUUCCCUCUUGUUCCCGUGUCAGGGGCGGUCGACCCCAAAUCGGGCGAGGUGCUUGUCUGGUCCUCCUGGGGUUACAAGCAAUUCACCGGCUACCGGUCCGGGAAGACGCAGACAGCCCUAUGGAAUCCCGAGCGAAAGACCGUGACCCAACGCAAGGUGGACGAGACCGAUCAUGAUAUGUUCUGCUCGGGGAUCGCGAGUGAUGUGGAGGGGAAUGUCCUCGUGUUUGGUGGGAACGAUGCGGCAAAGCUCAGUCUGUACAACACGACCUCGCAUGAGUGGCAACGGCGGAGUGGUAUGGCGUCCCUGCGCGGUUACGAAUCAUCGACCAUGUGCUCUGACGGCCGGAUCUUCUCCAUCGGCGGUUCCUUUUCUGGAGAGACCGGCGGCAACGGUAAAGACGGUGAGAUUUACGAUCCGAAAUCCGACAGGUCCACCAUGCUCCCCGGUGCCAAAGUCGACGAGAUGGUCACGGCAGAUCGGCGCCAGUACCGAAUGGACAACCACGGGUGGCUGUUCGGGUGGAAGGAUGGAUACGUUUUCCAAGGGGGCCCCAGUGACCAGAUGAACUGGUAUGGAACCCGUGCCUCGGGGAGUACCACCUUCGCCGGCAAGCGCGGCGACCAAGAUGCCAUGUGUGGCAAUGCGGUCAUGUACGACGCCGGCAAGAUUCUCGGCUUUGGGGGUUCCCGAUACUACGAGACCAAGCCGGCUGUCGACACCACCUACAUCCUCACCCUUACGGACCCGAAGACCCCCGUCCACGUGGACCAGGCCCCGUCGAUGAAGUACACGCGCACCUUCCACACAUCUGUCGUGCUUCCGGACGCGUCCGUCUUCACCCACGGCGGCCAGGAUAUUGGGCUGCCGUUCAAUGAGAGUUUUGCCCACUUCACGCCGGAACGGUUUGUUCCCGAUACCAGCAGUGUGCAGGGCGGCCGAUGGGAGGAGAUGCAGCCGAACAACGUGCCCCGAGUGUACCACAGCAUUGCGCUGCUUCUGCAGGACGGGACGGUUUUCACCGGCGGUGGUGGUCUCUGCGGGGAUUGCGACGCCAACCACUUCGACGCGCAGAUUUACACCCCCCCUUAUCUGCUCAAUGACGAUGGAAGCAAGAAAACGGAUCGCCCCGUCAUCAACAGCGUCAGUCCGGCAGACGGCCCCCCCGGCACCACGAUCACAAUCCAGACCGAUCGACCUGUCAAUUCCAAGGCAUCGAUCAUUCGCUACGGCUCCGCGACGCACACGGUGAACACUGAUCAACGACGCAUUGGUGUCAGGCUGUCGGCGCAACCGGGCGGGACCAAUACAUAUUCCUUCCAGAUUCCCGAUGAACCCGGAGUCGCCACCCCUGGGUAUUAUAUGCUUUUCGUCCUGGACAAUGCUGGAGUGCCCAGUGUGUCGAAGAAUGUGCAGGUGACUGUGUGA